This is a messenger RNA of Exophiala xenobiotica, 977 nucleotides long. RefSeq lists its product as uncharacterized. NCBI's taxonomy places the organism in Eukaryota, Fungi, Ascomycota, Eurotiomycetes, Chaetothyriales, Herpotrichiellaceae. The record is from RefSeq and is a predicted model, not a curated record. The coding region runs from base 86 to 637 and encodes 183 amino acids. The transcript is spliced from 2 exons.
CAUUCCUCGAUAACUACUUCUUGAGAAAGAGACACCUAUUUUAGUAUUCUUGUCUACGUGGGGAUUGACUUGCGACGACCAAACAAUGGCUGGUUCACUCAUAUACUCCGCCGCGCCUUAUCACAUUAUCAGCUAUGGCAUUCUCUUGGGUACUACCACGUUUCAAAGCUUCGUGGCAGGAAUAGUCGCCUUCAGGACUCUACCUCGUCCACAAUUCGCCCAGCUUCAGCAAGCCACUUUCCCCAUAUAUUUCUCGAUGCAGACUGCCCUCCCGGUCAUCCUUGCCCUGACACUGCCCGCCGAGCGGACUGCGAUCAGUAUGAUACCGUCAAGUAUAUCAGGUGUCCUUGAUCCCAUCAACCGAUUUCGCGUUCUAGCACCUCUUUUCACCAUGUUUGUCACCGCGGCCGCCAAUCUGGCGUAUAUUGGACCAGCGACGACGAAAUGCAUGAAGGACAGAAAACAUCAAGAGACAAGAGACGGGAAGAAGAGCUAUGAUCCACCUCCGCAUAGCAAAGAGAUGCAAGCACUUAACCAACAGUUUUCGAGGUUACAUGGCGCAUCCUCUUUGGUCAAUCUGAUAUCAUUGAUUGCGACCAUGUGGUACGGCUUCUACCUUGCCGAUAGGAUAUCUUGAUCGCCACAAGGUAUCAGCAAAGGCUUUUUGGAGGAGCAUGCAAUGAAUAGAUCUCAGUCCGCAUAGGAUUAUACUUUCCGUGGCUCAAAAGAUUACCAAUUCCCGACCAAUUUGGACUGUGGAAGGCCCUUGCUCAUAUUCCGCUGUCCAAUUCAUGUCCGUCUGAGUUCGACGAGGUUUACUUCGAAGUUGAGCAGGUACCGGAAUUUUGUUCGUUGCUGUUUUCUUCUCUUGUCCAUCCACUUCCACCAGGAUGCAACAUUCUGCUGUUGCUCCGUUUAUUGAGCUGAGAGUCAAGCCCGAGUUUGCUAUCCGGGCGGCAAUUACAGGCAAUUUUUGU